Catharus ustulatus (Swainson's thrush) is the source of this 711-nucleotide messenger RNA. It is a transcript of the gene SPCS2, whose product is annotated as signal peptidase complex subunit 2. Gene Ontology annotation, cellular component: membrane; signal peptidase complex. Lineage: Eukaryota; Metazoa; Chordata; Aves; Passeriformes; Turdidae. Bases 34 to 639 code for a protein of 201 amino acids. The transcript is spliced from 5 exons. Gene Ontology annotation, biological process: protein targeting to ER. The record is from RefSeq and is a predicted model, not a curated record.
CGCGGGCGGGGCGGGGGCGGAGGCGGCGAGAAGAUGGCGGCCAAGAGCGGCCGGAACGGGCUCCUGGACAAGUGGAAGAUUGAUGACAAGCCAGUAAAAAUUGACAAAUGGGACGGUUCAGCUGUGAAAAAUUCCUUGGAUGACUCUGCCAAAAAGGUGCUCCUGGAGAAGUACAAAUACGUGGAGAAUUUCCGUUUGAUCGACGGCCGCCUCAUCAUCUGCACAAUCUCUUGUCUCUUUGCCAUUGUGGCUUUGAUUUGGGAUUACCUGCACCCUUUUCCUGAAUCCAAACCGGUUCUUGCCUUCUGUGUUAUCUCGUAUUUUGUGAUGAUGGGAAUCCUGACCAUUUAUACCUCAUACAAAGAGAAGAGUAUUUUCCUGGUGGCCCACAGGAAGGACCCUGCAGGGAUGGAUCCUGACGAUGUCUGGCAGCUCUCCUCCAGCCUCAAACGGUUUGAUGACAAGUACACCCUGAAGCUGACGUUCAUCAGCGGGAAAACCAAACAGCAGAGGGAAGCCGAGUUCACCAAAUCCAUCGCCAAGUUCUUCGAUAACAACGGCACGUUAGUCAUGGAGGCCUACGAGCCAGAGGUGUCCAAGCUGCACGACAGCCUGGCCCUGGAGAGGAAAACAAAGUGAUUCCAGAGCCCACCCGCCCCCCGGGAACCUGCUAAAGUAACACCAAUAAAGUCAAGUGGCUAAGAAAGUGAA